AUGAAACACAAGAGGCCAUCCUUCGCCCAGACAACGCCCUCUCUACCAUACGAAUACAAGCUUCGUAGAUAUAAGCCUAGGCGGAUCAAAAAAGAAGAGUCAAAAGAAGUAGAUGAAAUUGAAAGAUUUGCCUCAUUCCACACCGGCAGAAAGCACGAGGAAAAAGAGACUGCUCACUCGCACAAUGUGGUCUUCAGAAGACACAUCCGCAGAAAGGAUCUUGAGGCAAAAAUAAAGAAAAAUGCAAUGGACGCAGACGCAAUAAAAGAAAGCCCGCCCCCAACACAUUUUGAAGUACUGCUUGUGAAAGAGUCGCCAAGCAACAUCGUUUAUACAUUUGACGUGGUUCCCUGGGAGUAUUCCGUGGAUAAUAAAGAAGAAGAGCGAGAAACAGAAGACAGGCUCCUUCUAGACCACAACUACAACACGCUUCAGUGGGAGCAACAGAUUGUUUAUGAUGAUACCAUGAUAAACACGCAGCGGCUGGAUACCCACUUAGUCAUUGAUGCAAACGACAGGAAUCUUCUGUUCGACAUAAUUGAUAAAGAAGGGCCAAAGGAGAAAAAGCCAAAAAAGAAAAGACACCAAACCAGGCUGCUUUCCGGGAAGUACAACAUAUCGGGAGACAAGAACUAUGUGGAGCCGCAUGAGACGCUUAAGAGCGCUCUGGGUAUACAGGGCGUGCAGCACUCAAUUCCUGCGCUAAAGUUGGCACCUGAGCUGUACAAGACGUACCUUACAAAAGAAGAGCUCAGGCACUUCCAUAGGCCUCCACUACACAUUUCAUCUGGAACAGAAAUUAGGUUUGUGCCUUUACUGGAAAGCACUGCAAAGCCAUCUUCCAUCCUAAAGAAGAAGAAGGAUCUGACGCUCCGAGACACUGCAGACUUUCUGCUUCUGGAGUAUUCUGAGGAAAUCCCUCCGCUCAUUACAAAGACCGGAAUGGCCAGCAUCAUCACGACAUUCUAUAGGAAGUGCAACGCCAAGGACAGUUCUCCUGCAGAGCCAGAAAUAGGAAGCUUAACUGUUCUUGAGCCUAGAGAUCCAACCCCCUUCAUGUUUAUUGGAGAUGUGCAACCGGGCGAGAGCAUCCCUGGUAUUGUGAACAAUCUGUACAAGGCCCCGAUGGCCUUCCAUACAUCAGAGGACCUUCUGGCUGUAAGAACACACGGAGAAAAGUCGCUGUACUAUAUUCGCCCAAUUGAGGCACUCGCCUGUGUAGGACAAACUCUUCCUCUGGAUGAGGCAUUUAGCCCGCACUCAAGACGCCACAAUGUCUUCUGCAAGAACCGAAUGAAGGUGGCUGCGUACAGGCUCUUUUACGAAAAGGGCAACAGGGAAAGAAAGAUGUAUAUAUACCAGCUGGAUGAGCUUUUCCCGCACUUUAGCGAGGGAAGCAAGCGUAAGUGGCUAAAGGAGUACUCUGAAUGCAUAAAGAAGGGGAAGGACAACGUGUGGGUUCUGAAGCCCUCAGCUUCUUUGCUAAGCGAAGAGGAUCUUAGAAGAGCCGUGACGCCAGAAAAAGUCUGCCAGUAUGAAAGUAUGCUUGCUGAGGAAAGACGCCUGAAAGACGCAGGCAUUGUUUUAGCAUCUGUUGAGGAGGACGCAGGGGAUGACGAGGAGCUGAAGCUCACCGUGUGGAACUGCACGAGAAACUUUGUGAAUGCUGCGGGAGGAAAAGGUGUUUUGGAAAUAUCUGGAGCAGGAGACCCAACAGGAAUUGGGGAGGGCUUUAGUUUUGUCCGCGCCCGCAAAAAGGAGCGAGAGGCAGAAGAAGAUGGAGAGAAGAAGACAACUGUAGAGCAGAUGCAGGAGUACAAGGAUGAAAUAAAAAAGAUAUGGGAAGCACAAAUACAGGCGAUUAAGUCAACUAAGCUGCCAGAGCCCUCUGUGCAGGAAAAAGAAAAAGAAAGCGCAAAAACAAAGAAAGUUUUCCCAGAGGCGAAGACCGGAAAGAUUCUUUCUAUCACUAGAACAGUCCUAAGAGAUGACAAAAAAGUGCAGGAAACAGAGAUAGUCACAGACCCCAGGGUAAUUGAGGCAUACAUGAAGUCGCGUAAGAGACAGAAGAAGGAAGAGGCGAGAACCUCCUUGAAGUGCGGUUCUUGUGGCCAGAUUGGGCAUAUGAAGACAAACAAAACAUGCAUGAACUAUAAAGGAAAGGCGGCAGAGAAAAAAGAGAGAAAAAAAAGCCCGGCAGCAGUGCUAAGUGAGUUCAUUCUCGGGGUUAUAAAGGAGCUGUUUGCAGUUCCCUUUUCAGUGGCAUUCCACCGGCCUGUUUCAACCAAGAAGUUCCCAAACUAUCUUACGUUCGUGCCAAAUCCAAUUGACCUUACAACAAUGAAGACCAAGGCCAGGGCGAAUGGAUACAGUACAUAUGGGCAGUUCAUAGAGGAUGUCCAGCUAAUGAACAGAAAUUGCAGUACAUACAAUGGCCCUGGGCACUCUCUUACAAAGAUAUCAGAGGAAAUGCUGGGGGUAACUCUUUCUGCAUAUAGGAAAAGCCAAGAAGCAACCGGCACACCAGUGGAAACACCAUAUAAUGAACAUGAGUAA
Messenger RNA from Nematocida ausubeli, 2556 nucleotides. RefSeq lists its product as uncharacterized. Gene Ontology annotation, cellular component: transcription factor TFIID complex. Gene Ontology annotation, molecular function: histone acetyltransferase activity; RNA polymerase II general transcription initiation factor binding; TBP-class protein binding. The coding region runs from base 1 to 2556 and encodes 851 amino acids. The record is from RefSeq and is a predicted model, not a curated record. The transcript has a single exon. Gene Ontology annotation, biological process: RNA polymerase II preinitiation complex assembly; transcription by RNA polymerase II. Lineage: Eukaryota; Fungi; Microsporidia.